GUGUUUAAAUAAAACUAAUAAAGAAAAAGUGAAAAAUGUCUGGUCGUGGUAAAGGUGGCAAAGUUAAGAACAAGUCAAAGUCUCGUUCAAACCGUGCUGGUUUACAAUUUCCCGUUGGUCGUAUUCAUCGUUUGUUGCGUAAAGGCAAUUAUGCUGAACGUGUUGGUGCCGGUGCCCCAGUGUAUUUAGCUGCCGUUAUGGAAUAUUUGGCCGCUGAAGUUCUCGAAUUGGCUGGUAAUGCUGCUCGUGAUAACAAGAAGACCAGAAUCAUUCCACGUCACUUGCAAUUGGCCAUCCGUAAUGACGAAGAAUUGAACAAAUUGUUGUCUGGCGUAACCAUUGCUCAAGGUGGUGUUUUACCCAAUAUUCAAGCUGUUCUAUUGCCCAAGAAAACAGAAAAGAAGGCUUAAAUUACAUACAUAUUUUACAAAAUUGAGAGAAAGACAAUUAAAAAAAUUUUAAAUAAGAAUUACUAUCUGCAAACCAUCCAACCGUCCUUAUCAGGACGACAAA
Molecule: messenger RNA, 513 nt
Organism: Calliphora vicina (urban bluebottle blowfly)
Lineage: Eukaryota; Metazoa; Arthropoda; Insecta; Diptera; Calliphoridae
Product: histone H2A-like
Exons: 1
Coding region: 36-410 (124 amino acids)
Biological process (GO): heterochromatin formation
Cellular component (GO): chromatin; nucleosome
Molecular function (GO): protein heterodimerization activity; structural constituent of chromatin; DNA binding
Source: RefSeq, a predicted model, not a curated record